Messenger RNA from Enhydra lutris kenyoni (northern sea otter), 729 nucleotides. RefSeq names its product long intergenic non-protein coding RNA 1835 (gene CLEC4O). Lineage: Eukaryota; Metazoa; Chordata; Mammalia; Carnivora; Mustelidae. The record is from RefSeq and is a predicted model, not a curated record. The transcript is spliced from 7 exons. The coding region runs from base 1 to 729 and encodes 242 amino acids.
AUGGUCGAAGCCAGGCAGUCCCCAAACCCCAAUGAGAUUACAGCAUUGAGAACAAAACUCCCCCCGCAGCCGGGGAACACUGGGCGAUGGGGACAGACAUCCCAGGACAAGACCUGGAAGUAUCUCUGCCUCUUCGUGUCCCUGACCCUGCUUCUCGUGGUCAUUAUCUCCAGUGUGGUCCUGUCUGAAGUACUGAAGAGGACAAAACAAAUGCAGAAGGAAGUCUUCCAACUCAAAGAAAAAGUAUCUCAGGGACUGGGAGAUGCUGGGCACGACCGGGACUUCAUGCGGGGAGAAGUGUUCCGACAAAUGAAGGCUGUACUGGCAGGCAACGAAACCUCUUGUGAGCCUUGCCCCCUGGGCUGGAAGGUCUUUCAGGGCUCCUGCUACUUCUUCUCCCCGGACAAGCUCACCUGGACCCAGGCUAAUGAUUCUUGUGUCCAGAAGCAAGCUCACCUGGUUGUCAUCAACAGCCGAACAGAGCAGGAUUUCCUGACAUCAACUGGGCAGGUGACAUCCUGGAUAGGCCUUUUCAAAGAGGGCCAGAAAGGCAACCAUAAGUGGAUGGAUGGCUCAACCCCCACCUACAUCAACUGGGACUCCAAGGAACUACAUGAUAAUAUAACUGCCCCAGCCUGCAUGCUGAUGCACAGCUAUGGACAUUGGAGUGACUUCUCUUGUGAAUUAGGGAGAUUUGCUUUCAUUUGUGAGAGGCGCCAGAACUGCUGA